UUUUUAUUUUAAUGGUAUUAAUGAUGUUGAUUUAAUUUCAAUUUUUGAUAAACCCAUUUCAUCAAAUUUAAUUCAUCUCAAGAACCUUUAUGUUAGAAUAUCUCAUUCUUCUGUUCUUAAACUUUUUGAAAGAAUUGUUUUAAUGUCAAAUAAUGGUCUCAAAACCCUUUUUUAUGGUAGACAAGAUAUUUAUAAUCCCUUUACUAAUCAUAAUGUCACGUCAUCAAUUCAACCAUUCUGUGCGAAUCUCACUCAUUUAUUUAUAAUAGUAACAGCUGGAAGAGAAUUUUCAUGUACUGUUUCAUUUAUGAAAAGUUUGAAGCAUCUUGUUCAUUUAAAAUUGAGUUGUAGCAAUUCUCUUAAAGAUGAUGCUGUUACAGAAUUAGCACAUUCAUUUUCUCAAUCUUUAAAAAUCUUGGAGAUGGAUUACCUUGUAGUAGCAGAGAAGUUAAAAGUUUUGUUAGAGAAUGUGCAUUGUAAUUUCAAAGAAAUUAGCAUAUUUGCGCGUAUUAAUGAUGCUAUUCUAAAAGUUAUUAUGGAAUAUGCCAGUCGAAAAAAUUCCUUAAAGAAACUUAGGUAUAUGAAUGAUAAGAAUGUUUUAUAUUUUUAUCAACCCCAACUUACAACACAAAUAUUAGAAGAAGCAAAGGAUCUAUUUAUAGUUGAAGAUAGUACAGAACCCUUUACAAAAAGCUUUCUUAAAUCAAUAUUUUGAAUUGAAAUAUUAUAUGGGAUAUUAAAGAAUUUUUAUAUUUGAUUUUUUUUUCUCUUUGUUUCUCUCAUAUUUGUGUUUUUAUAAAUUAUUAAAUGUGACAAUAAUUUUUACAGUCAAUAGCCUAUUUUAAUA
This is a messenger RNA of Rhizophagus irregularis DAOM 181602=DAOM 197198, 847 nucleotides long. NCBI's taxonomy places the organism in Eukaryota, Fungi, Glomeromycota, Glomeromycetes, Glomerales, Glomeraceae. The record is from RefSeq and is a predicted model, not a curated record.